Nerophis lumbriciformis (worm pipefish) is the source of this 1776-nucleotide messenger RNA. NCBI's taxonomy places the organism in Eukaryota, Metazoa, Chordata, Actinopteri, Syngnathiformes, Syngnathidae. The record is from RefSeq and is a predicted model, not a curated record.
AUGGGGAAAAAAGGCAAAAACGAAAAGAAAGUCAAGGGAGCUGAGAAGACCGCUGCCAAAAUGGAGAAAAAGGUUUCCAAGAGGUCCAAACGUGAAGAGGAGGACUUGGAGGCUCUGAUUGCUGAAUUUCAGAGCAUGGAUGCCAAGAAGACUCAGGUUGUAGAGACUGCAUGUCCACCUCCAUCGGCAAGGCUAAGUGCAUCCAUUUGUGCUCAUCCUGAGAAAGAUGAGCUCAUCCUAUUUGGUGGUGAGUUCUUUAAUGGGAAGAAGACAUACUUGUACAAUGAUCUGUUUUUCUACAACAUUAAGAAAAACAGCUGGGUAAAGUCAGAGAUCCCCAACCCACCUCCCCCACGAUGCUCCCACCAGGCGGUAGCAGUCUCUCAAGGUGGGGGCCAGCUGUGGGUGUUUGGAGGAGAAUUUGCAUCUCCAAACGGGGAACAAUUCUACCAUUACAAGGACCUUUGGGUGUUGCACCUUGCAACACAUACCUGGGAAAAUAUCAAAGCGCCUGGCGGUCCAUCGGGUCGUAGUGGCCACAGGAUGGCACUCAAUCGGAGACAGUUGUUGGUGUUUGGAGGGUUUCAUGAGAGCACCAGAGAUUUUAUCUACUACAAUGACAUCUACUCAUUCUCUUUGGACGCUUUCUCUUGGUCACGCCUCUCCGUGUCAGGAGUUGCCCCUUCACCGAGAUCCGCCUGUCAGAUGACCUCUACGCCCGAUGGUUCUGGUAUCAUCAUCUAUGGAGGAUACUCAAAACAGAGACUGAAAAAGGACAUUGAGAAGGGAACUAUACAUUCUGACAUGUUUCUUCUAAAGCAAGAGGGUAAAGAUGGCCAAGAAAAGUGGACGUGGUCCAGAUUGAGUCCAUCAGGAAACAAGCCUCCUCCUCGCUCAGGCUUCUCCAUGGCAGUGGGCCCGGCAGGGCGCGCCGUGUUGUUCGGUGGGGUUUGUGAUGAGGAAGAGGAGGAGACGCUGGAGGGUGACUUCUAUAACGACCUCUACUUGUAUGACACGGUGAAGAACCGCUGGUAUCCUGGAAAACUCAGGGGUAACAAAACAGAGAAGAAGAAACGUCGGCGAGGAAAGAAGAAUGAAGCCGAAGGGGAUGUAGCAGAUAAGGAGAAGGAAGAUGAUGCUUCCAAAGGGCCCACCGAGGUCAUCAAGGAGAUUGUUACCGAGGACGGCACAGUGAUGACCAUCAAGGAAAUAAUCCCUGGAGCUCAGGAGGCGGAGGAGGCCAUUGAUUAUGAUGAGGAGGAGGAGGAUGAAGAGGAGGAGGAGGAGGAGGAGGAGGAUGCGUCUGCUCUGGUGGAGCCCUGCCCAAGGUCCAGCGCCAUGGCAACCGUGCGCCAAGGCAAGCUGUUCCUUUAUGGCGGGAUGUUUGAGGUGGGGAGCCGUCAGUUCACCUUGAACGACUUCUACUGUCUGGAUCUCCACAAAAUGGACCAGUGGGAGGUCUUGGUUGGGAUGGAUCCAAAGACCCAAGAAUGGCUGGAAGAGUCUGAGUCAGAGGAUGACAAUGAGGAAGAGGAGGCGGCAGGGGGAGCAGAGGGAGGGGAAGAGGAGGAAGAGGAGUCUGAUGACACAGAUGAAGAUGAGCACCCAGCAACGAAGGAUGGCGAGACGUUGAUAGAUUACCAGGCCCGCACGGAGCACUACUGGGUAGGACUUGCUCGUACCAACAUGGGUGCAGAUGCCAAGGACAAAAAAGUAGCCAAGGUCGCCUUAGCUAUGGCGAAAGUCUUCUAUGAAGACAACUCGGAGGGCGCUUGA